Messenger RNA from Aspergillus luchuensis, 777 nucleotides. RefSeq names its product RNA methyltransferase. Gene Ontology annotation, biological process: 7-methylguanosine cap hypermethylation; 7-methylguanosine RNA capping. The record is from RefSeq and is a predicted model, not a curated record. Gene Ontology annotation, molecular function: RNA cap trimethylguanosine synthase activity. NCBI's taxonomy places the organism in Eukaryota, Fungi, Ascomycota, Eurotiomycetes, Eurotiales, Aspergillaceae. The transcript is spliced from 3 exons. Gene Ontology annotation, cellular component: nucleus. Bases 1 to 777 code for a protein of 258 amino acids.
AUGGCUCGGGACCCUACCGUGGAGGUUCCUCCUCCAGAGGUACACCAUUAUAAUGAUCUUGGCGAGGUGCCGUGGGAUAUUCAGAACUACUGGGCGCAACGCUACAAGAUCUUCUCCAAGUACGAUGAGGGUGUCUGGCUGACAGAUGAUGCCUGGUUUGGUGUAACACCGGAGCCUGUGGCAAAGUACGUGUUCUCUUCUCCACUAGCAGGAGCUAAGCAACUAAUUCAUCAAUGCAGCAAAAUAGCAGAACACAUGGCUCAGUCCGCCCCCGCAGGACGCAGCAUCCUAGUAGAUGCAUUCGCCGGCGCGGGCGGCAACUCCAUCGCUUUUGCUCUGUCCGGUAGAUGGAAGCGCGUCUACGCUAUCGAGAAGAAUCCCGCUGUCCUACAGUGCGCUAAACACAACGCCAAGAUUUACGGCGUGGCGGAUAAGAUCACCUGGUUUGAGGGUGAUUGUUUUGAGAUUAUCAAGAAUCAGCUGAAGGAUCUAGCACCGUAUAGUGUCUUGUUUGCUAGUCCGCCAUGGGGUGGCCCCGGGUAUCGCUCUGACAUGGUGUUCAACCUGAGUACAAUGGAGCCAUACUCACUAGCGAAGCUCUACAAAGAGUACUCCAUGUUUACAGAACACAUGGUUCUGUAUCUCCCCAGGACAUCGGACGUCAAGCAGAUGGCCAAGGUUGUCAAGGAGGGUCAAAAGUCAGUGGUGAUGCAUUACUGCAUGGAAGGUGCUAGCAAGGCGUUGUGUGUUUAUUAUGGUGGCUUUAAUCUUGAAUAA